This is a messenger RNA of Ostrinia nubilalis (European corn borer), 1782 nucleotides long. It is a transcript of the gene PICK1, whose product is annotated as PRKCA-binding protein. Gene Ontology annotation, biological process: receptor clustering; intracellular protein transport; regulation of Arp2/3 complex-mediated actin nucleation. The record is from RefSeq and is a predicted model, not a curated record. NCBI's taxonomy places the organism in Eukaryota, Metazoa, Arthropoda, Insecta, Lepidoptera, Crambidae. Gene Ontology annotation, cellular component: postsynaptic density; postsynaptic early endosome; neuron projection. The transcript is spliced from 11 exons. Gene Ontology annotation, molecular function: protein kinase C binding; protein domain specific binding; phospholipid binding. Bases 143 to 1687 code for a protein of 514 amino acids.
CACGUCGCAUCCAGUUGUGUUUUGUGAUUGUAUUUCGUGAAAAAUGAUGCAAGAAUACGACGACGACUUCUUUUUUGAGGAGGACAAAAUUGUUUGAUUUUCGUUUGUUGUAAAGAGUUUGUUUUGGUGUGUUCUUCGAUAAAUGUGGCAGCCGGAGAGCCCAAUUUUCGACUUCCACGACCCCAGGAUGUACCCCCAGUUCCAUUCACUGUUGGGGCACAACAUGUUCGAGGAUAAGAUGGGUAUGACAGUAACAUCGGGUAGUGUGGCGCUAAGCAAAGAUGAGAAGAACCUCAUAGGAAUCAGCAUAGGGGGCGGAGCGCCUUUGUGUCCAUGCCUGUAUAUUGUCCAGAUAUUCGACAAUACGCCAGCGUCAAAAGAUGGGACGCUCCAAAGUGGGGACGAGUUGGUGGGGGUAAAUGGACAGUCCGUCAAAGGAAAGACCAAAGUGGAGGUGGCCAAGAUGAUACAAUCAGCUAAGGACGAAGUAACAAUAAACUAUAACAAACUGCACGCGGACCCGAAACAGGGGAAGUCCCUGGACAUAAUAAUGAAGAAGAUGAAGCAUAGGCUGGUGGAGAAUAUGUCUUCUGGCGCUGCAGACGCAUUGGGACUCUCCCGGGCUAUUCUCUGCAACGAUACUUUGGUGGCCAGGCUGGACGAACUUCGAGACACUGAGACCACAUACAAAAGAUUAGUCGAACAUGCAAAGCGGAUGCUAAAAGCAUACUUUGACCUGCUCCAAACUUACAAAUCUCUGGGCGACAUCUUUGCCGCGAUAGGAGUGAGGGAGCCUCAAGCGCGCGCUUCUGAAGCUUUCAGCAAGUUCGGGCAGUACCAUAGGGAGCUGGAAAGGGAUGGGAUCAAGAUGCUGAAGGCUCUAAAACCGAUUCUAGCAGACAUGGGCACAUAUCUCAACAAGGCUAUACCAGACACAAAGCUGACGAUCAGGAAAUACGCCGAUACCAAGUUCGAGUACCUAUCAUACUGCCUAAAGGUGAAGGAGAUGGAUGAUGAGGAGUACGGCUACAACGCUCUGCAGGAACCCUUGUAUAGGGUGGAGACUGGGAAUUAUGAAUACCGACUAAUCCUACGCUGCCGUCAAGAAGCGAGAGCCAGGUUCGCCCGUCUCAGAUCAGAUGUGCUAGUCAAGCUUGAAUUGCUGGAGAAUAAAAAGACGCAAGACGUGGCAUAUCAGCUGAGAAGGUUCAUCAACGGGCUAGCGGUCUACCACAAUGAAACUGCCGAUCAACUGAAAGACAAUGCGACUCUAUUCCCGGUGGAAGUAGAUCUAUCUCAGAACGCUUUCCAAUACAAAUCCACGGCUCAAAUCAUUCAGGAUGACGAAGAAGAAAUAGAAUACGCGAAAGAGUUGCAAGAAUACCACGAUCUGUCAGACUCGGAGAAAGACACCAAAAUCCGCAAGAGAAGGCAAAGCAAACACAAGGACUUCACAGAGUCAUCAGAAACUUUGCUACCAGGCUUUGACAGUUCUGACACGCUCGACGGGACUGUCAAAAGUGAUAAUACUGACAAUCUGACGCUUUUGACAGAGCUGGGAUUAGCCGAUACAUCUACGGAGGAGUUUGGGGAGUUCCAGAAUGGAUUGAUGGAUGAUUUUCUUCCCAUGAGUACUACAGAUGAUGUUUUUGACAAGCUGAUGAGUGAUCUUAAUAUUGCAAAGUAAUUUAUCGUUGUUAAUCGUGAAGUAUUGUUAGAUAAUGUGUUGUAUUUUGUAAUAGAUAGUUUGAAAUAUAUUAAACAAUUUAUAAUGCGUACCUA